Messenger RNA from Polychytrium aggregatum, 1626 nucleotides. Its product is annotated as peroxisomal biogenesis factor 11-domain-containing protein. Gene Ontology annotation, cellular component: peroxisomal membrane. The transcript has 2 exons. The coding region runs from base 182 to 1450 and encodes 422 amino acids. Gene Ontology annotation, biological process: regulation of peroxisome size; peroxisome fission. The record is from RefSeq and is a predicted model, not a curated record. Lineage: Eukaryota; Fungi; Chytridiomycota; Chytridiomycetes; Polychytriales.
GUGCCCCGUCCACAGGUGUGCAUUUUGCCGCAUCCCAAAGAGGUCCAACCCGGCCUCGCCCAUCCGCAAAACCCCCAUCGCCAAGUCUCUGCCGCCGCUCCCGGCCAAACCCAGCCCUCUUACCGAGUCUGUUGUCUCGGCCAUCUCUCCCAGACACCAGUCCGACUCGUUCUCCAGCGGCAUGAGCAUCCAGGAUCCCAGCGCAUCUGCCUCUCGCUCGACCCAGACUCCCACCGAGCGAGCCUCAACCGGCUCCAGCUCGCAUCGUAGCGCCAAUAAGCACACCCAGUUCGAGGUCGAGCCAUCCACAGGACGCAGCGUCGCGGAUGAGCCCAGUGCCGGUCAAACGGGGCCGGUGUUUCAUUCGUGCGGUGCUCUGCCAUCCGACCUUGAGAGGUCAGCUCCGUCCGUGCAGCCGCCCCCAGAGCCCGCCGUCCACCGCACUGCUUCACACGAGCAGCAGCCCCGAGGCUCGGACCAAGCCGAGGAGCAGCCAAAGGGCCGAGCAACGAUGGUGGAGAUGGCCAUGCAGACCGAGGAGGAGGUUGCCGGAUUUCGUCCCGGCGCUGAGCCCAACGUCCCUGCCGCCGCCGUCGCCGCUGCCGUCCACCACAAGAUCGCCGAGCUCUCCAAGGCCCUGGCCGCGACAGAAGACCGUCCACAUGCGUACAAGACGCUGGCCCACCCCUUUGUGCUCCUGCUUGUGCUCCGCAAGAUUCUCCUGAAAUCCGACGGGCGGGACAAGGUCUUCAAGAUCGCCCAGUACAUCACCAAGCUCCUGCUCUGGAGCCAGUGGCUGCCGGCAUCGAGGGUCAAGCGCCUCGAAAAGGCCGUUUCGAGCCUGUCCAUCUGCCGCAAGAUCAUCCGCCUCGGCCUUGUGCUGGACCCACUGACACAGCUGCACGAGAACGGCAUCGUCUUUGGGUCGCUCACCUUCCGGCCCAGACCCAACAGCCUCACCCCAAUCCAGCAAGUCUACUGCUGGCUUGCCGUCAUGAACGACAUCUCCGACGACCUUAUCUGCCUUUCCAAGAUCGGCGUGCUGUCGGAUUCGUGGGCCGGCCGGAUGACACCCGUCUCGGACCGCCUGUGGUUCUCGACGAUCUGGAUCGAUCUGUGGUUUGCCCUGUGGGACUACCGCUCUUGUGUCAAGCACCACUGGGCCCUCAAACAGCCCUCCGUCCCCAGGAAAGCCAUCUCCGGUUCCACACCGCUGCCAACACGACCGACCGCUCAACCAGUCGAGAAGGACUUGAAGCAGUCUCGCGAGCGCCUGUUCAUGGCCAAGCUGCAGAUCCUCAAGCUGCUGGCCGACGGCCUCUUCUGCGGGCUCGAUGUGUUCUAUCCCUCCAAGCCGAGCGGCGGAUCCAUGGAACUCACCCAGCUAUGUGCGGCCCUAGUUUCUGGUGCCGCUGGAACAUACAAGCUGUGGACCAAGAGCGAGCUGUGAUCCCACGCACCAUCACGGCGCCACGAACUGCUCAGCUGCCUCUAGCAGUCGCUUGAUACAUCAUUCACAUUCAUAACCGCAUACAAUUGAGAAGCCCCUGAGUUUCGAGGGCAUGAGCUACUGCUGUCGUGGUUCAGUACCGAUCCCUACAUAUAUAUCACUUUGUCCAUUCUUGA